ACUCGGAUGGGUUGGCUGGCGCAAUGCAUUGGUUUGUAUAGAUGGAGUGUGCACUUCUACAACGGGCAAAUCAAUCAGAGUCACACAUGAGGAGGACUGAGAAAGUGGCACAGAAGGUGCAUUAGUUGUUGUGACUAGCAUGGGUGUUGAGUGAUGAAAAGUGUAAUCACCGUCCUUUGAGGGACGCAAGCAAAUAGUGUCACCGCAAUCCAUAUCAUCGCCUGAAGUUGGGGUUGCUGGAGUACUGGCACUCGAGCCGGUGGGUGAAGAUGCAUUGAAUUCGGAUUUUGAACAGAUGGAUGACGAUGGUGAGCUCGGGAGUGACGGAGCAGCAGUAUGGGCUCCAAAGAAGGCCUUGAGCUUGGCGGUAGACCCACUCCCAGCAAGAAUGGGUAUGCGUUGCUCGCCGAAAAAGCGUUUGCAUUUGUCCUUUGAACGAGAGUCUCGAGCGUAAUAGGUGGUGUUUAAGUCGAUCGUCAUGUUCUUACUGGCUCUCCAUGAGGUUACAUUUGCAAAGGCAGGAUCAAGCAUUUGGUGUGCAAAUGACAGGGAUGAUGGUGCAGUGGACACAUGUCUAUUUGAGCUGGUCAUUUUAAUUGUCAAAUAGCUUCAAAGUAAAUAACUAGUCGAGGUUGGAAGCCUGAGUAUGUGCUCAAGUGCGAAUGGCUCGAGAAUGUAU
Messenger RNA from Batrachochytrium dendrobatidis JAM81, 679 nucleotides. RefSeq lists its product as uncharacterized. NCBI's taxonomy places the organism in Eukaryota, Fungi, Chytridiomycota, Chytridiomycetes, Rhizophydiales. Bases 296 to 454 code for a protein of 52 amino acids. The transcript has a single exon. The record is from RefSeq and is a predicted model, not a curated record.